CGCCCCUGGGCGUGCCGCAAGGAAGCGACCGAGCUGGGUGACAACCCCUGAGAGGAGAGCGCUGAUACCUGCACACAGUGGGCACCAUCAUGCCACCGCCACUGCCUGUGUGAGCGCUAUGAUGAAGAAGAGGCGGCCGCGGAGGCUGUGGCUGCUGCUGCUGCUGCUCUACGCGGCGUUCAUGCUGCUGCUGCUCUCCCUCAUCUUACAUGAUGGUUGGUGGUCUACCAAGAAGAGCCGACCCGGGCAGGAGUAUGACAACGGCUGGGCAUCUCGCCGGCUCUGCCCGUCACUGGACACGUCUGUGUGGGAGGAGGAGGUACAGGAGGGUGCGGAGCUGUCCCCGCAGCCCAGGACACACGUGUAUCUUCAUGCUACCUGGCGGAGCGGCUCGUCCUUCCUGGGGGAACUCUUCAACCAGCACCCGGGGGUCUUCUACCUGUACGAGCCAGCCUGGCACAUGUGGCAGUCGCUGUACCCGGGGGACGCGGAGAGCCUGCAGGGGGCGCUGCGGGACUUGCUCCGCUCUCUGUUCCGCUGUGAUUUCUCCGCCUUGCGGCUGUACGCGGGGGACAACCUGACCACCGCGGGGCUCUUCGGCUGGAAGAAUAACAAAGUCAUCUGCAGCGCCCCCUUGUGUUCCGCAGGGCACGACUCGGCCUCUACCGCGGGAGGAGCCCGGGACAGGGUAGGUCUGAUUAAGCCUGGGGACUGCCAACAGCGUUGUCCGGCCCGGCCCCUGCGGGACCUAGAGGAGGAGUGCCGGCGCUACCCAGUGGUGGUGAUUAAAGACGUCAGGUUAAUGGAGGUGUCAGCUCUGCUGCCGCUGCUGCGGGAUCCGGGACUUAACCUGAGGAUAGUGCAGCUCUUCCGGGACCCCCGAGCCAUGCAGAACUCCCGGCUGCGUUCCAAACGCUCCUUGCUGCGGGAGAGCCUACAGGUGCUGCGGAGCCGGCUGCGGGGCGGGGACCCGGCCAGCAGAGCGCAACAACAGCAGCAGCUGCACCGCGGGGGAACGGACUACCUGCUGAGUGGCUCUCUGGAGGUGAUCUGCCAGGGCUGGCUGAGGGAUCUUCUCCUGGUGAGGGCGCAUAGCACAUCCUGGCUACGCCAGCGCUACCUCAAGGUUCGCUAUGAAGACUUGGUACUCUCCCCUCGUAAGGAACUGGGUCGCCUUCUGCGCUUCACCGGGCUGCCAGCUGUGCCCGAGCUAGAUGACUUUGUGAUGAACAUGACGCAGGGACCCAGCUACUCCUCGGAUCAACCCUUCCUGGUGUCUGCCCGCAAUGCUAGGGAGGCUGUGAAUGCCUGGAGGGAGAGGCUGAGCAGAGAACAGGUUCGCAGGGUUGAGGAGGCAUGUGGGGAGGCCAUGCAGAUCCUUGCCUACAAAGCGGAGGCAGAUGACACAGCUACCUGAGCCUCUGACCUCCCCAUC
Nanorana parkeri is the source of this 1435-nucleotide messenger RNA. RefSeq names its product carbohydrate sulfotransferase 7 (gene CHST7). Gene Ontology annotation, biological process: N-acetylglucosamine metabolic process; carbohydrate metabolic process. Gene Ontology annotation, molecular function: chondroitin 6-sulfotransferase activity; N-acetylglucosamine 6-O-sulfotransferase activity. The record is from RefSeq and is a predicted model, not a curated record. Bases 119 to 1417 code for a protein of 432 amino acids. Gene Ontology annotation, cellular component: Golgi membrane. The transcript has a single exon. NCBI's taxonomy places the organism in Eukaryota, Metazoa, Chordata, Amphibia, Anura, Dicroglossidae.